CAAGAAAUUGAGUGAAAACUCGAAGCUUUGGCUGCGAUGGACGAAAAGAAAGCAGAAAAAACUGAAACUGUGGGCGGGCAAGACUUUGGAUACUGCUAUUCCAGACGGGGACAAUUUCGUGGAGGCGAUUGCGGGAGGACUGGCAAACAUACUCGGGCUAACACUCACUGAGGGAGUCGCGCAAAAUUUGGCAUUUACGUUGAGCUACACUGCUUUGAUCGAGCUUGCCUUAGACGUCAUAGGAAUUGGGGCCUCAAUAAAAUCCAUGAGUUCAACUGGUUUAACUCUUGGUCAAAUGAAGAUGACUCUCAAGGAUAUCAAAAAGAUGGUUAAAAUCAUCCUUUCAGCUCCUCUUCAGAUCGCGGGCAAAAAGACAUUGAGUGCUAUCAACUUUUUGGAAAACAAGCAAAUCAAAUUGACUGUUCAGCAGUUCUGGUUUGCUCUACAAGAUGCUCAACAGGCAUUUGAGUUCGCUAUUUCCCAAGGAAAUAGUAUCGAAAAUCUAGAACACGCAGCGAAAGCGUCUCAAAUCAUAGUUCUAGCAAAAUUUUGCACUCUUUCGUAUGAUGAGCAAAGCGAAACCAUCGAACCAUUCUACGUUCUUGACGAUGACAAACAAAAAGCAAUCGCUAACGAACUUGAAAACGAUUGCAAAAAUUUUCUCGAAUUCCACAAAACAGUUAAAGUGGCUUUCUUCAGCCUAAAUAAGAACACCAAGAACAAAGCGCUACGUUCAAUGAAGAACACGUUUUUGAAAGCUUUGUAUCCCUACAUAUCUGAAGGCAAAAAAUACACGCAAGCAGAGAAAGAGCUUCUAAUGAAGACUGAAAUAAAGUGCGAUCCUGAGUUGGUGCCGCAGGGUUACGAAAAUGCUACUCCGCUUAUACUGGGCUUCAGAAAAAACGAAAAGAACAAAGUUAUCGAGUCGUUUUACAAAGACGGAGACGGAUAUAUUGUUUCUGCACAAAAAUCUUCCGAAAUUGGGUUCUAUCAAAAGUGCAAAAGUGAAAUAAAAAUAUUUCUUUUUAAAUAUUUUUUACUAUCUCCAGAUGGCAUGAAAAACAUGGAGUUUUUACGAACAACUGAUCAAAACCCAAUAUUCUACGCAAAAAGUUUGAAGUGGAGCCGGAAUGAACAUGUAAAAAUUGAUGUACGAAUCCCAAUUUCUCUGGCGUUUUUCUUGUACAGGUCAGCUAAGAACGAGUGGUUCUGCUCUCCUGUCGUAGGAGAAGAGGAUGAAUUUCAUAGCUGUGUCUUGAGGAACAAGAUUGAUGACACAAGCCCCGCCGCUAGAGCAGAGAUUACGGACAGCCCCCCACUGAGUGGUUGGGAAUACUUCAGUAAAGACGGAGAGUGGGUGUUGUAUGAUCACGAUUUGCCAAUUGGUUCAUUUGUGACCCUUGAUGGCUUAGAUUGCGACACUUUCAUUUCCAAACCAUGGGAAUCUCUAGACCGGUCAAAAUACAAAGAUGAAAUUAUCGUAACCGCAUCGGCAGAAAACAUUGGAGGUGCCUUUUCAUUUGUCUGUGGAGUGUAUAAAGUACACAAGGAACCGCAGUUCAAGCACAGUGGAGUUUACAAGAUUUCAAACGGUAAAUCCUUGAUAUAUAAAACAGACGGAGGAAAGUGGUGUAUUGACAUCGAACUAGGAAAUGACUCCCCUAUGCAUUAUAAUGACUCCGCGCCGUGCAGCGAAUGGCCUCCAGCAGAUGGAUGGAAACAUUUCUUCGGCUUCAGUUUACCGAUCGAGUUGAGAAUUAUAAUCAGAAAACGUUGAAAAUGCUGAGCCCAAAUCAUUGUAAAAAAAAAUUCACAGCCUAAAUAUGAACAAUUCUGACGUGAAACGCUUUCAAAAAAUCUGCAUUUGCUUUUAGAGUUAGCUUAUGAACAAUUACUCAACAAUUUCAUUGCAUGCUAACAUUGAU
This is a messenger RNA of Symsagittifera roscoffensis, 1925 nucleotides long. RefSeq lists its product as uncharacterized. The transcript has 2 exons. NCBI's taxonomy places the organism in Eukaryota, Metazoa, Xenacoelomorpha, Acoela, Convolutidae. The record is from RefSeq and is a predicted model, not a curated record. The coding region runs from base 266 to 1777 and encodes 503 amino acids.